AUGGGCGACAAAGACCCGCCGCCGUUUGGCUACACGUUCAGCAACGACUUCUUCAAUGGCUCCCCCACGUCCACGCCCCUGGACACCCACGGCCAGUCGCUGCUCAGUGACAUGGAAAACCAGUCGCUCGCCGACUUCUUCUCCAACACCGACCCCUUCCACCUCUCCGACCCCCAGCCCUUCGCCGCGGAGGCAGACACCAAGCUCGCCGGCAACGACUUCGCCGACUGGAGCUUCAUGACCCCGGCCACCGUACACGGCGUCUCGGCCACGAUACCCGACCAGGCACAGCUCCACCAUCCCUUCCUCCACGACAGCAUGUUUGCCCCGCACACACAGCACAUGGACCACAUGGCCACCACCCACGACGACCUGCAGGCGGCCUCCACCCUCUUCAACAACUCACAACAACCGGCCUACCCGACCCACCGCUCGCACAGCUUCCACGACAUGUCCUCGUCAAGCAACAACCCUCACCCAAACUGCCACAGCAUACCCAACAGCGCCCAUGUUGCGAGACCCAUGGUGUCUUCCUCCCAAGGUCUGAUCGACGAGCAGCUCGCCGCCCUUCUGCCCAACCACGCCGCAGCCGGCACCCUCGACGCACAGCUUGCCGCUCAAUGGGCCCGAAGCGAUGCCCACCAGCGACACGAAGCCGAGUUUGGGCCCACAUUACAGGGGCCGACUCUGAAGCGGACCUACACUUUCGGCACAGACGACUCCUUCAGCAACCCCGCGGUUUUCUCGGCGCCGCACCAGGAGACGGAAGAACUGGUGACGCGGCGCUUGAUGCGCGACAUGCGCCACUCUCAGACCUUCAUACCAGACAUCCCGAAUCCCACCAUCUCAGAACCCACCGGACAUGCCCGCUCGACCCCAGCCGAAGACGCAAGCGACGACGAGUCUGAAGAAACCAGCUCUGCCGACGAUGACCAGCCGGCGAAGAAGCGAAAGAAGAGCAUACAGAUCAAGAAGGAGAACAUGCGCAAAACAGCGCUAGGCACGAGAGUCGGCAAGGCAAAGAAGCUAUCCGCCGCCGAAGACAACAAGAAGAAGCGAGCCUCUGCAGCAGCCCAGAAACUGCAACGCGAGAACCUGAGCGAGGCACAAAAGCGCAGCAACCACAUCCUCUCGGAGCAGAAACGGCGCAAUCUGAUCAAGCGAGGCUUCGAUGAUCUGCAUGAUCUUGUGCCCGAGAUACGCAACGGGGGGCUGAGCAAGAGCAGCGUCCUGACAGAGGCUGCCAACUUUCUCGACAAGCUCAUCGAAGACAACAAUGCCCUGCUGAAGCACAUGAGCGGUGCGUCGGCAAACGGAUAA
Ascochyta rabiei is the source of this 1320-nucleotide messenger RNA. RefSeq lists its product as uncharacterized. The coding region runs from base 1 to 1320 and encodes 439 amino acids. Gene Ontology annotation, molecular function: DNA-binding transcription factor activity, RNA polymerase II-specific; RNA polymerase II cis-regulatory region sequence-specific DNA binding; protein dimerization activity. The record is from RefSeq and is a predicted model, not a curated record. The transcript is spliced from 2 exons. Gene Ontology annotation, biological process: regulation of transcription by RNA polymerase II. NCBI's taxonomy places the organism in Eukaryota, Fungi, Ascomycota, Dothideomycetes, Pleosporales, Didymellaceae.